GUGGUGUCUCUAUCAGUGGCGCAGCAGUGUACAGUGGCUUUAGUGGAAGAGGUUUUUUCUGUUCGUUGACGUUGUUCUGUUCAGUUUGGAAUCAGUCAAGUUUGGGGAGUCACUGCCGCUGCCGUCAACAUGUCGGUCCCAAGCUCACUCAUGAAACAGCCGCCCAUUCAGUCUACGGCUGGGGCCGUCCCGGUUCGCAAUGAGAAAGGUGAGAUUUCGAUGGAAAAAGUGAAGGUAAAACGUUAUGUGUCGGGAAAGAGGCCAGACUAUGCCCCUAUGGAGUCCUCAGAUGAGGAGGAUGAAGAGUUUCAGUUCAUUAAGAAAGCCAAAGAACAAGAAGCAGAGCCUGAGGAACAGGAGGAGGAUUCAUCUAGCGACCCUCGGCUACGGCGUUUGCAGAACCGUAUUAGUGAAGAUGUGGAGGAGAGAUUGGCUCGACAUCGGAAAAUAGUGGAACCUGAAGUGGUUGGAGAAAGUGACUCCGAAGUGGAAGGAGAUGCUUGGCGCAUGGAACGAGAAGAUAGCAGUGAAGAAGAAGAGGAAGAGAUUGAUGAUGAGGAAAUAGAACGGCGCCGUGGCAUGAUGCGUCAACGAGCGCAGGAGAGAAAAAAUGAAGAGCUGGAAGUCAUGGAGGUGGAAGAUGAGGGACGUUCUGGGGAGGAGUCAGAAUCAGAGUCUGAGUAUGAAGAGUACACAGACAGUGAAGAUGAGAUGGAGCCUCGCCUUAAGCCAGUUUUCAUUCGGAAGAAGGACCGGGUAACGGUUCAGGAACGUGAGGCUGAAGCAUUGAAACAGAAGGAGCUGGAACAGGAGGCCAAACGCAUGGCUGAAGAGAGGCGCAAGUACACACUCAAGAUUGUAGAAGAAGAGACCAAGAAAGAGCUGGAGGAGAACAAGCGGUCCCUGGCUGCACUGGAUGCACUCAAUACUGAUGAUGAAAAUGAUGAGGAGGAAUAUGAGGCGUGGAAAGUUCGGGAGCUAAAGAGAAUCAAGAGGGACAGAGAAGAUCGAGAAGCGCUUGAAAAGGAGAAAGCAGAAAUUGAACGCAUGCGAAACCUGACUGAGGAAGAGAGGCGAGCUGAGCUUCGGGCAAAUGGCAAAGUCAUUACCAACAAAGCUGUUAAGGGCAAAUAUAAGUUCUUACAGAAGUAUUAUCACCGGGGUGCCUUCUUCAUGGAUGAGGAUGAAGAAGUAUACAAGAGAGAUUUCAGCGCACCUACCCUGGAGGAUCAUUUCAACAAAACCAUUCUUCCCAAAGUCAUGCAGGUCAAGAACUUUGGACGCUCUGGUCGUACCAAGUACACCCACCUCGUGGAUCAAGACACCACCUCCUUUGACUCAGCAUGGGGCCAAGAGAGUGCCCAGAACACAAAGUUCUUUAAACAAAAGGCAGCUGGGGUACGAGAUGUAUUUGAGCGGCCAUCUGCCAAGAAGCGGAAAAAUACUUAACUUAUUCUUCCAACUAUGGGACACAAGGGGAAAUCUCAGCAUCUGGUCCUUGAUUGUUUUUACUACUAUUUACAUGGCCCCUGUAUCCAGCCUGCUGAGCCUACUGCCAUACUUGUGACACUGGGCAAACCUAGUCUUUGAGGUGCUUUGUGAGGUUUGGACUCAUGCUGAGAAACCUGCAGAAAAGCACUGUCCAGGUAGGAUUAGAGGCUCCCCACUUAGGACUAUUUCUGAGAAAUCUUCAACUUCAUUAUUGCUCUGGCUUCCCAUAUUCACUUGGGACUGUUCCAGGUUUCUUUUUCCAGCCCUUAGCUUGGGUUAGAAAAAUGGAUGGGCAUGUAAGCGGACAAUAUUACUUCUACCGUACAGGAAAUCUAAGCUCAUUGAAACCUGUUUUGCAUUUUUGGGGUAAAUUUUUCUAGAUGAACAUUACUUUUUGAUCCAUUUAUGUGUGUGUGUGUGUGUGUGUCAAGAAAUAAAAGAAUCAUACACCAAGAGGUUUUUUAGCAUACCAGAAAUAAAAUGUGCAGGCUGACAAGUAUCUACCUAUUAACUAAAAUAAAAGACAGCAAGGAAUUA
This is a messenger RNA of Globicephala melas (long-finned pilot whale), 2028 nucleotides long. RefSeq names its product microfibril associated protein 1 (gene MFAP1). Gene Ontology annotation, molecular function: RNA binding. Gene Ontology annotation, biological process: mRNA splicing, via spliceosome. NCBI's taxonomy places the organism in Eukaryota, Metazoa, Chordata, Mammalia, Artiodactyla, Delphinidae. Gene Ontology annotation, cellular component: U2-type spliceosomal complex. The record is from RefSeq and is a predicted model, not a curated record.